Molecule: messenger RNA, 934 nt
Organism: Argentina anserina (silverweed cinquefoil)
Lineage: Eukaryota; Viridiplantae; Streptophyta; Magnoliopsida; Rosales; Rosaceae
Product: cytochrome P450 71B36-like
Exons: 1
Coding region: 46-903 (285 amino acids)
Molecular function (GO): iron ion binding; monooxygenase activity; heme binding
Source: RefSeq, a predicted model, not a curated record
AAAACAGGAAGAGUAACUCGUACAAUAUCGUUGAAGCUCCCAUAUAUGGCUCUCAACACCCUACUACAAAUCGUAUGGCUUCCAUUUCUCCUUCUUCUCACUCUAUUGCUUUUACUGAAAAAGAAUAAAAAGCCACUGAAGCACUACCCACCUAGCCCUCCUAAGCUUCCCAUCAUAGGCAAUUUACACCAGUUCACUCGAUCUGGUUCACCACCUCACCAAAAUCUUUGGCGCCUCUCCAAAAAGUUCGGUCCAGUAAUGCUCCUUCACCUCGGUCGCAUACCGACGAUCAUAAUCUCAUCAGCUGGAGCAGCAAAACAGGUCCUGAAAGACAAUGAUCUCAACUGCUGCACCAGACCUACCUCCACGGGGUCUCGAAAACUCACCUUCAACUAUCUAGACAUGGCAUUUGCGCCGUACGGUGAGUAUUGGCGAGAGAUAAGAAAGAUAUGUGUGCUAGAGCUUUUCAGUGUGAAAAGAGUCCAGUCUUAUCGGGGGAUUAGGGAAGAAGAAGUGGCUAAGAUGAUUGGUUCAAUAUCCAGAGAAUCUGCAUCUUCGACGUCUUCAUGUGUUGAUCUUACUGAGAAGUUGUAUGCUGUCAUGGCCAGUAUGGCGUUCAGGAUUAUUUUUGGGACAAGUUUCGAGGGGAGUACCUUGGAGCACAGUAGGUUUCAACAAGUGCUUCAUGAAACUGGAAUAAUGCUUUCAGGCUUCUGUGCAGCUGAUUAUUUCAAUUCUAAAAUUGGGUACAUUAUAGACAAGAUAUCCGGGAAACAAAAACAAUUUGAAAGGGUUUCUGGGGAACUUCACGGCUUUUUCCAGCAGGUGAUUGAUGAUCAUCUCAAGCCUGGGAGGACACAACAAGUGCACGACGACAUAGUUGACGUGCUGCUUAAGAUAUGACACCUAGAAUUGAGGCCUGGCCUAAGAUUUU